Molecule: messenger RNA, 3631 nt
Organism: Oncorhynchus masou masou (cherry salmon)
Lineage: Eukaryota; Metazoa; Chordata; Actinopteri; Salmoniformes; Salmonidae
Product: differentially expressed in FDCP 6 homolog
Exons: 11
Coding region: 71-1945 (624 amino acids)
Cellular component (GO): cytoplasm; nucleus
Source: RefSeq, a predicted model, not a curated record
GAGGAGGGGAGAGGAGAGAAAAAAAAGCUGUGAAAGAAGGAGAAAAACAGAAAGUUAUGCUGCUGUAGACAUGGACCUACGCUCAGAGCUCCUCAAGUCCAUUUGGUAUGGUUUCACAGCCUUGGAUCUAGAGAAGAGUGGGAAAGUGUCAAAGUCUCAACUUAAGGUCCUAUCACAUAACUUGUGUACGGUUCUGUCCAUCCCUCACGACCCGGUGGCUCUGGAAGAACAUUUCAGGGAUGAUGACGAUGGACCGGUCUCCAGCCAGGGGUACAUGCCUUACCUCAACAAAUACAUACUGGACAAGGUUGAAGAGGGCUGUUUUGUGAAAGAACAGGUUGAUGAACUGUGCUGGACUCUCACUGCUAAGAAGAACUACAAACCGGCGAAGGACAAUAAGAACGUGUUGCCAGGGAAAGAUGCCUUUCAUCUCUGGAGUCUGUUUAACUUUCUGUCAGAGGAUAAAUACCCUCUCGUUAUGGUUCCUGAUGAGGUGGAAUAUCUCCUGAAGAAGAUUUGCAUGGCCAUGAGUGUUGAGCUCAACUGUGUGGAGCUGGAAGACUUCAUCUCCCAGGAUGCAGUGCGACAGAAUGGUUUCACUGUCUGGUCCUUCCUGGAGAUGAUGAACACUGGGAAGAUAACCAGAGGCAUGGGCCAGGAAAUCACCAGCAUGGCCAUAGAGGAGGUCUACAGGGAGAUAGUUGCUGAUGUCCUCAAAGAGGGGUACCUGUGGAAAAAGAGUCAGCUGAGGAGGAACUGGAAGGAGCGCUGGUUCACCCUGAGGCCGAUUACACUGGAUUACUACACCAGUGAGGACCGCAAGGAGCGCCAGGGAAGCAUUGCUCUGGAUGGGAACUGCUGUGUGGAGGUGCUGCCAGACCGGGAUGGGAAGAGGUGUAUGUUCUGUCUGAAAACUCUGUCCAAGACCUACGAGAUGAGUGCCUCGGACACCAAGCAGAGACAGGAAUGGACUGCAGCCAUUCAGACAGCCAUCCGUCUACACACUGAAGGGAAGACCUCUCUCCACAAGGACCUGAAGCUGAAGAGGAGGGAGCAGAGGGAGCAGAGGGAGAAGAGGCGGCUGGCCAAGGAGGAGGAGCAGCAACGUUUUCAGGCUCUGCAGGAGGAGAAGGAGGGUAAGCUGGCCGAGCUGGAGCUCCUAAAGGAGGCGCAGAGGCAGGCCCAAGCCCUCCUGGAGCAGGACGAGAUGAGACGGCGCCAGCAUCAUGAGGAGAUGCAACAGGCCCUGGAGGUGCAGCUCCGCGAGGCAAAGGAGUCGCGGGCCACCAUGCAGGCAGAGAUGGUUCUGAAGGAGGAGGAGGCGGAGCGGCAGAGGAAGAGGAUCAAGGAGCUGGAGGAGAUGCAGACAAGUCUGGAGGAGGCUCUACAGCAGGAGAUCAAAGCCCGGCAGGACGAAGAGGUCUUUCGAUACGCACAGACUGGUUUGCUGUCUGAGGAGGAGGACAAGAUGAAGGCCCUGAUGGCGCUGCAAGAGGAGCAGGAGGAGUACAUCCUAAAGACCCAGAGGGAGAAGCAGGAGCUAAGGCAAGAGAUGGAGAACAAGUCUCGCGCUCUUGAGGAGGCCCAAAGGCAGCUGGAGGAGGUCAGGGCCAACCGCUACAGGGUCGACCAGGACGUUGUGGCUGCCCAGAGGAAGCUUCGCCAGGCCAGCACCAAUGUCAAACACUGGAAUGUUCAGAUGAACCGACUGAUGCGUCCUAUUGGACCAGGAGAGAAGAGACCAUCAGGGGGGGGCUCUUUCUCCAGCUUCCAGAUCCCAUCCCAGAGAGAUCCAGGUCUGCGUCUGAGACAGAGGUCUGAGGAGCCAGACGAGGAAAGCAAGGAAAACGUGGACAACAGCAGCAGUGCAGGGUUGGGGUGUGAUGGAGAGAGAGUAGAGAGGCGUCUCUCUCAGGCCUCUAACGGAGACAUGGACAUUCCCUGAGGAUCAUAUGGUGCUUCUCGUCAAAGCCUAACUCAUCAACUGUUUAUUUUGUUUGUGUUUUUUCUAAUGGAAAAGCAAGGUGGAGAACCUUUUAGUAUGAAAUCAUAUUUUUAGGUUAACUUCCUGUCAAUUGCUGGGUAGGAUAAAGGGAAAGUAAACACACGGUUCAAAUGUUCUCCCACAAACAUUUUUGUAAUUGUAUUAACUUUUUAGUAGUUUGUAUUAUUCUCUCACCUUAUCUCACAGUAUGUUAUAACAGAUCUCCAUGUUUUAAUGAAGAAUGAAAGAACCAUAAUGCACCACUAUGAAUUUUGUAGAUAUAUUUACUAAGUAGUUUGUAACCUCGUCCCCAGGCUCAAUUGAGCUGGCUGGCAGACCAGAUUAAAUGGUUUGGAAUCUAGUUUUUGCUCCCCUCUUUGUGUGUCUCCAUUAAAAGUAUUAUCAAACGAUAACGGGUUGGGCUCGAUAUGCAAACAGAGAGGACUGAUUUGUAGAGGGAAACUAAUGCAAACUGCUUCUGUGGUCUCUAUUUCCUGUUUCCGUUGUAAGUCAACAGAGAUCAAGGCUCUUUCUGUGGUGCCUGCCUUACCUACAUAUUAUGCAACAUUGACGUGGCAGUUUCUCAAUGUUCGUGUCUAAUUCAAGGGAAUUCUCUUGCUUUUUAUUUGAGUGCAUCCAUUGCAUUAUUUACACUGAGUGUUCAAAAUAUUAGGAACACCUUCCUAAUAUUCAGUUGCACUCCCUUUUGCCCUCAACAGCGUCGGGGCAUGGACUCUACAAGGUGUCAAAAGCGUUCCACAGGGAUGCUGGCCCAUGUUGACUCCAAUGCUUUCCACAGUUAUAUCAUGUUGACUGGAUGUCCUUCGGGUGGUGGACAAUUCUUGAUACACACAGGAAACUGUUGAGCGUGAAAGACCCAGCAGCUUUGCAGUUCUUGACACAAACCUGUGUGCCUGGCUCCUAGUACCAUACCCGGUUUAAAAGGCACUUAAAUAUUUUGUCUUGCCCAUUCACCCUCUGAAUGACAGAUAUACACAAUACAUGUCUCAACUAUCUCAAGGCUUAAAAAUCCUUCUUAGUGAGCGUUUCUCCUUUGCCAAUUUUAUCCAUCCGCCUGACCGGUGUGGCAUAUCAAGAAGCUGAUUAAACAGCAUGAUCAUUACACUGGUGCACCUUGUGCUGGGUACAAUAAAAGGACACUUUAAAAUGUGCAGGUUUUGAGGGAGCAUGCAAUUGGCAUGCUGACUGUUGGAAUGUCCACCAGAGCUGUUGCCAGAGAAUUUAAUGUUAAUUUCUCUACCAUUAGCUGCUUUCAAUGUUAUUUUAGAGAAUUUGGCAGGAAGUCCAACCAGCCUCAAAACCGCAGACCAUGUGUAACAAAAGCAAGCCCAGGACCUCCACAUCCAGCUUCUUCACCUGCGGUUUCAUCUGAGGGGGUACUGAGGAGUUUAUAUGUCUGUAAUAAAGCCCUUUUGAGGGGAAAAACUCAUUCUGAUUGGAUGGGCCUGGGUACCCAGUGGGUGGGCCUAUGCCCACCCAUGGCUGCACCACUGCCCAGCCAUGAAAUCCAUAGAGUAGGGUCAAAUGUAUUUAUUUCAGAUUUUUUUUAUAUGAACUGUAACUGUAAAAUAUUUGAAAUGAUUGCAUUUGUAUUUUUAUUCAUUAUAAAAAGGCCCUACAAAAUCC